AUGGGUCUGUUAAGCGUGGAUUUGCUGAUCGCGCUUCAGAUCUUGCCGGUUUUUUUCUCCAAUUGCCUCUUUCUUGCACUCUACGACUCUGUGAUCCUCCUGAAGCACAUGGUGCUGCUCCUGAGUCGCUCUAAGGCGGCGCGUGGCGAGUGGCGAAGAAUGCUGACCUCGGAGGGACUACGCUGCGUCUGGAAUAGCUUCCUCCUAGAUGCCUACAAACAGGUGAAAUUGGGAGGAGAAGCCCCAAACUCCAAUGUGAUCCACAUAGCUAAUGGCAGCAGCAGUAGCAGAAGGAAAAGUGUUGGCGGGAAAUAUGGAACCAAGUGCCACCUCCUGGACUUUGCCAAUUCAGAGCGCCCGCUGGUGGUUAACUUUGGUUCAGCCACCUGACCCCCAUUCACGAGCCAGCUGUCGGCCUUCGGCAAGCUGGUGGAGGAGUUCUCAGGUGUUGCCGAUUUCCUGUUGGUCUACAUCGAUGAGGCUCACCCAUCGGAUGGCUGGGCUGCCCCUGGGAUCUCUCCCUCCUCAUUUGAGGUGAGGAAGCACAGGAACCAGGAAGACCGAUGUGCUGCUGCUCACCAGCUCCUGGAGCGAUUUUCCUUGCCAUCCCAGUGCCAAGUGGUAGCUGACUGCAUGGACAAUAAUGCCAACGUGGCCUAUGGGGUCUCCUUCGAACGAGUGUGCAUCGUGCAGAGACAGAAAAUUGCCUACCUGGGGGGCAAGGGCCCCUUUUUCUACAACCUCCAGGAAGUCCGGCUUUGGCUGGAGCAAAACUUCAGCAAGAGAUGA
Messenger RNA from Emys orbicularis (European pond turtle), 789 nucleotides. It is a transcript of the gene DIO2, whose product is annotated as iodothyronine deiodinase 2. Gene Ontology annotation, biological process: thyroid hormone metabolic process. NCBI's taxonomy places the organism in Eukaryota, Metazoa, Chordata, Testudines, Emydidae. The record is from RefSeq and is a predicted model, not a curated record. The transcript has 2 exons. Gene Ontology annotation, molecular function: thyroxine 5'-deiodinase activity.